CACACACACACACAGAGAAAAACAAGAAGACCCUUUUUUCAAGAAUCCAAAAAUGGUUACCACAACGAACUCUCCUGUCUCAGACACCAACCUAUCAACUCCAUUGUUAUCAGCAACAGCAAGCAGCAGUAGCACAAGCAGCGACACCGACGAAAGCCCUGCAACAUCGCAUCGUUUCGAUAUCCAAAGUUUCAAAUUUCACAUCUCAAACACACCCGUUUCAGAUUACCGCUCAUACAAAUCAUUGGCAGUUCUUUCGGCCCAUAUCGGAUCAGUCUCUUCCUUGGCCAUCUGUGGAGAGUUCAUCCUCAGCGCUUCACAAGGCAAAGACAUAAUAGUCUGGCAACAGCCUGAUUUGAGGCAAUUCACAAAGUUCGGACAAGGCGAUGGCUCUGUUAAAGCUCUCAUCACCGUCGGAAACAAGGUUUUCACGGCGCAUCAAGAUAGUAGAAUAAGGGUUUGGAAGGUUUCAAGAAGCUCUGAAAAUAUAUUCAGGCUUGUUGAUACUCUUCCCACUACGAAAGAUUACUUGGGAAAGUUCAUGAAGCAGAGCAAUUAUGUGCAGACCAGAAGACACCACAAGCGUUUGUGGAUUGAACACAGUGACAGUAUUUCUUGUUUAACAGUUCAUAAUGGGUUGAUCUAUUCUGGGUCAUGGGAUAAGACCCUCAAAGUUUGGAGAGUUUCGGAUUUGAAGUGUUCGGAAUCGAUAAAAGCUCAUGAUGAUGCUAUAAAUGGGUUGGCUGCUAGCAAGGGGAUUGUAUAUUCAGCUUCUGCAGAUGGGAAGAUUAAGGCUUGGGGGAAAGAGGGUAAGAGUUCACAUUCUUUGAAGGGAAUUUUAGAGGGUCAUAAAGAUGUUUCAUUGAAUUCUGUGGUGGUUUCAGAGGAUGGGAGGAUUGUUUAUGGUGGGGGUUCUGAUGGGUAUGUAAUUGGAUGGGUGGAAAAUGGGAAUUUUGAAAGUUGGAGGGUAGUUUUUGAGGUGAAAGCACAUCAAAUGGCUGUUUUGUGCAUUUGUUUGAUGGGGGAAUUUUUAUGCAGCGGAUCUGCUGAUAAGAGUAUUAAUAUUUGGAAGAGAGAGAUUAAUGGUGGGCUCUGGAGGGUUGGGGUUAUAAGAGGACAUGAAGGGCCAGUCAAGUGUUUGCAAGCAUCACCUAACAGUGUUGGUGGUGGGUUCAUGCUGUAUAGUGGGAGCCUUGACAGGAGCCUAAGAGUUUGGUGGGUUCCAAAAUACUCUGCUAAAACAGAGGACAGAUCUUCAACUCAAAGUACAGAGAAAAAUUCCAUAGUCAUGUGUUAG
Ilex paraguariensis (yerba mate) is the source of this 1297-nucleotide messenger RNA. Lineage: Eukaryota; Viridiplantae; Streptophyta; Magnoliopsida; Aquifoliales; Aquifoliaceae. The record is from the annotation of a GenBank genome assembly.